AUGGCCGCGUACAUACCUCCGCACAGACGCGCUGCCGCACAGCGGCAGAGCACCGCACAAAGCACUGCACCGGGCAAGAACACUGCGCAAGGCCCAAACACUGCCAGCAGCAGCAGCAACAAUGCGUAUAGCGACUUCUUCGACGAGUGCUAUUGCAUCAAUCUAGCAAGGCGCAGCGACCGGCUCCGCAAGUACGAGGCGUCGGCGAGACGCACGGGUUUGCGCUGGACGCGAUUCGAAGCAGUAGACGGCGCAGCGGUCGGGAACGGCGACGACUUCGACCCGCUCUGGGACGCGACGAGGAACGCCGAGUGGGACCGACACGUCGCGCCGGGCCUGCGGCGCGCGACGGCCGGCGAGCGCGGGUGCGCUUUAUCACACGUCGCCUUGUGGCGGAAAGCCGUCGAAACGGAGGGCUGGUUGUUGAUCACGGAGGACGACUGCCGCUUCGACAAGCGGUGGACGCCGGGCUCGCCCGCGUACCUCUGGCGCACCCACGUGCCGAAGGAUGCCGAGCUCGUCUACCUCGGGUUUUCCGACAGAGGUGAGCGGGAGUACGUUGCGGGCAGCGAGGAGGUCUUCCGGCCGACGUACGGCUUCUGCACGCACUGCUACGCGAUUCGCGGCGCCGCGGCGCGGAAGUUCCUGGACGCACUGCCGGUCGCGGGCCCCGUGGACGUGUGGCUCGCCGACAACAACUGGUUCGGCGCCCAAGUGUACUGCGUCAUUCAACCAGGUGGUGGGUGGCAGAACACGGGCCGGUGGCUCGCGAACCAGGAGACGAAGCCAGGCGAGGCAGACGUCCGCCAGAGCUCGCGCGACGCCGUCGUCGCCGACGAGCCAGUCGACGCGCUCGCCGGCGCGACGCGAGCGCUCCGCGUAGACGGCGUCGACGCCGCGGCGGCCACUGUGUAA
Pelagomonas calceolata is the source of this 915-nucleotide messenger RNA. NCBI's taxonomy places the organism in Eukaryota, Pelagophyceae, Pelagomonadales, Pelagomonadaceae. The record is from the annotation of a GenBank genome assembly.